Molecule: messenger RNA, 2230 nt
Organism: Sesamum indicum (sesame)
Lineage: Eukaryota; Viridiplantae; Streptophyta; Magnoliopsida; Lamiales; Pedaliaceae
Product: serine/threonine-protein kinase Nek6
Biological process (GO): protein phosphorylation
Molecular function (GO): ATP binding; protein serine/threonine kinase activity
Source: RefSeq, a predicted model, not a curated record
AUUUAAAAUCAACCCAAACACACCCUGUAACAAGUCCCUUUGUUUUUCCCUUCUUGAGUACUUUGCUUUUGGCUCAAAUCUUCCCUCCCUUUUCAAUUAAAAUUCAUAUCAAUGUGGUUCCUUCCACAUUUUAUUCCUUGAUUUGAACCCACCACAAUUUUCUUGAAUUCUUUCUUGCCAAACCCUUUUUCUUGCAACAUUGUCUUAAUUAUCUAUACUCAGUGUUGUGAUUAUUAUUACAUCCGUGUGGCAUUCAAUUACUGGGCUAUAAAUUCAAGUUAAUGAGGGUGUGAGUUGCAAAUAGCUCCAAGUUUCAGGUAUAAAUACUGCUCUUGUUUCUGAGGAGAAUGGAGGCCACAACAAGCAGCAAAAUCAGAUCAAAGAUGGAGGAUUUUGAGGUUGUGGAGCAGAUUGGGAGAGGGGCGUUUGGAGCUGCUUUUCUUGUUCAUCACAAGACUGAGAAGAAGAGGUAUGUCUUGAAGAAGAUUCGUCUGGCUAAGCAGACAGAGAAGUUCAAGAAGACUGCACAUCAGGAGAUGGCUUUGAUGGCAACGUUAAACAACCCAUAUAUUGUUAAGUACAAGGAUGCUUGGGUGGAGAAGGAUUCCUAUGUAUGCAUCGUGACAAGUUAUUGUGAAGGCGGAGACAUGGCAGAUAUAAUCAAAAGAGCUAGAGGAAUACAUUUCCCUGAAGAGAGGAUCUGUAGAUGGCUGACUCAGCUGCUCUUAGCAUUGGAUUACCUUCACUCUAACCGCGUCCUUCAUAGGGAUCUUAAGUGCUCAAACAUUUUCCUUACAAAAGAGAAUGAGAUCAGACUAGGUGAUUUUGGGCUUGCAAAACUGCUGAACAAAGAUGAUCUUGCUUCAUCAGUUGUGGGCACUCCGAACUACAUGUGUCCAGAAAUUCUGGCAGAUAUACCCUACGGCUACAAGUCCGAUAUAUGGUCAUUAGGUUGUUGUAUGUUUGAAAUAGCAGCCCAUCUACCCCCGUUCAGGGCUCCAGAUAUGGCUGGACUUAUUAACAAAAUAAACAGAUCCACCAUUUCACCUCUCCCCACAGUAUAUUCGUCUUCACUGAAGCAACUGAUCAAAAGCAUGCUUAGGAAAAGCCCCGAACACAGACCUACGGCUGCAGAACUCUUGAGGCAUUCGCAUUUACAGCCGUAUCUCGCUCAGUACAGCAACUUACCUCCAGUUUUUCUUCCGGUGAAGUCCGAGAUGGAGUCGAAGUGCAAAUCACCAAGAAUUCAGCUGCCUGAAAAGUAUUCACAUACCAAGGAGAGCAAACCUCACAAGAAAGUGCAGAUAAAAGAGUCAGAUGAUACUACAGAAGGGGAGAAAAAGGCGAAAAUGCCUCCUCGAAUUUCAUGGAAAAACAGUUUGCCAACUUCACUCAAGACUACUAAAUUCAGUGCUGAAACAAGGGAGUUUGUUGACCGUCGGGUUCAAGUACCAUGCACAGACACUGGAGACGACAACAAUACUCCUGAUAAAGGCAAAAGUAUCAACUCUGGAUCAUCGUCUGGAUCAAGUACGCUAACCGAACAGAAUGAAGAUGCGGUACAAAAAGAACAUGCUCAGCGACAGCCCAAAUCCAGUGAAACAGCCACAAACAAGACUUGUGAUACUGAAAGACAACAUAAAACGGUGAACACGAGUGUAUAUAUCAAUUGGCCAGUCGAAGAUGAUAUGUCAGCUAAUAAAGCAAAAGAGAAGACCUCGCAGGAGCAGACUCAAAAGUCAAGCUUGGCUAGAAUACCAAGUAUAUCAAACCGUGACAGCGAAAACAACGAACCUGAAAUUUUGGGCGAACAGAAAGCGCAAGCCAUGGAAUCGUUGCUUGAACUGUGCGCACAUCUUCUCAAGCGCGAAAGGCUUGAGGAACUUGCAGGCGUUCUGAAGCCAUUUGGGGAAGAAGCCGUCUCAUCAAGAGAAACCGCCAUUUGGCUGACGAAGGGGUUGAUGAACAUUCAACGACCAGCCGGAGAAGCUUAGCUGCUUCAAGAAGUUGGCAGCUCUUGUAAAUUGUAUGUUGUACAAUUGACUCUCGAACAGCAGUGUUGAAGAAUUUACACUCACUUUUCACUGCAUAUUAUUGAGAACUCGCAUGCUCAUCAUCAUCAGAUUGUCAGAAUCAGUUCAGGGAAAGCAUAUUGAAGAUCAGAUUGUAAUAGUUUGUAAAUAAGUUCACAUUGUAACACGUUAUCACGUAUACUAUGUUUCUUGUCUCA